Larimichthys crocea (large yellow croaker) is the source of this 3106-nucleotide messenger RNA. RefSeq names its product solute carrier organic anion transporter family, member 1E1 (gene slco1e1). Gene Ontology annotation, molecular function: bile acid transmembrane transporter activity; protein binding. Gene Ontology annotation, biological process: sodium-independent organic anion transport; bile acid and bile salt transport; transmembrane transport. The coding region runs from base 331 to 2763 and encodes 810 amino acids. The transcript is spliced from 16 exons. Lineage: Eukaryota; Metazoa; Chordata; Actinopteri; Sciaenidae. The record is from RefSeq and is a predicted model, not a curated record. Gene Ontology annotation, cellular component: basolateral plasma membrane.
AGGCCUUUUGUCCGUCUGGUUCCAAGUAACUGCUCUGCCCAGGAGAAUAGAAGCUUGGGAAGAGACACAUGGCUGCUUAAAGAGGAGCAGAAGAAGAAGAAGAGAGGGGACACCGCAGUCCCCUUUGGCCUGGAGAUGCACAAGCUGCAUCUCCUGACUUGUCUUGAACUGAGUGGAUUGUGAGAAGAAGAGUUUGCUGUGGAUUUUACAUAGGUGCCAUUACAGCUCUUCUGUUUUCACUCACUUUACUAAGAUAUGUGAGGCUGAACUGACGGGAAUGGCUUUGCACUGAGGGCAGGUAGAUAGACCAACGGACACAACGUUAAGUGCAUGAUGGAUGAAGCAACGGAGGACAGAGGCAUGAUUACCAGCCAGCAGGCUCUGUUUGACCCUGACCAGAAGACCAGAAAAUGCCCUAGCAUGACCACUCUCAAAUUGUUUACUAUGGCGAUGUCCUUUGCCAGUUUCUCCAAGGCUCUGACAGGAACAUACAUGAAGAGCUCGAUUACUCAGAUUGAAAGACGUUUUGAUCUUUCCAGCCUGCACAUUGGAUUCAUAGAUGGCAGUUUUGAGAUGGGCAACUUGUUGUUUCUUGCUGUGGUCAGCCAUUUUGGGGCCAAGCUGCAUCGGCCCAGACUCAUUGCCAUGGGCUGUUUUCUCAUGGCUGUAGGGGGCUUUCUCACUGGCCUGACACACUUCUUCAUGGGACGUUACAAGUACGAUACAGUCAUUCAGUUCCAAAAUGACAGUGUGAACAUUGCAGCCUGUGUUGAUCCCCUGAACACAGAACAUGUACCUAAAAUUCAGAUGGAGCCUUCUGAGGAAGACAAAACAGCCUGUGUGAGAGAGUCUGGUUCCAACAUGUGGAUCUAUGUGUUCCUUGGAAAUGCUCUGCGUGGGAUUGGAGAAACCCCUAUCACACCUCUGGGCAUCUCCUACAUUGAUGACUUUGCUAAAACAGAAAACUCACCAUUCUAUAUUGCUUGUCUCCAGACCAUUACUAUCCUGGGCCCCAUGUUUGGUUUCCUUCUGGGCUCCUACUGUGCUAAACUAUAUGUCGACAUUGGAUAUGUUGACAUGGAAAGUAUCACCAUCACUCCUAAAGAUGCGCGAUGGGUGGGCGCCUGGUGGCUGGGCUUCCUGGCGUCCUCUGCCCUCAUGCUCAUCUCAAGCAUUCCCUUCUGGUUCCUGCCCCGCUCACUGCCAAAGCAAGAGGAAGACAAGGGCAGCCAGGAGAACUUAGAUGGGACAGAGUCGACCGUCAACAACAAUCAAAACCUCAAGCUAUCUGACAUCGCUAAAGGGUUUCUUCCCUCGUUGAAGCGCCUGAUGGGAACUCCUGCCUACUUCCUCCUUCUUUGUGGGAGCAUCCUAAAGUACAACUCUUUAAUUGGUCAUUUCACCUUCAAAGCCAAAUACAUGGAGCAACAGUUUGGACAGUCUGCAUCCAGAGCCAACUUCCUCAUAGGUGUGUUGAACCUGCCAGUGGUGGCAGUAGGGAUCUUCCUGGGAGGGCUGCUGAUGAAGAGGUAUAAACUGAGUUUGGUGUCAGGAGCUCAGCUCUCCUUUGCCACAUCCUUCAUGUCAUACCUUCUCCUGCUGCUGCAGUUUGGCACUAAGUGUGACAAUAUUCCUGUGGCUGGGCUCACCAUCUCAUACAAUGGGACACACGGUGUGUCAUACAACAGAGAAACGCUCUUCUCAGAGUGUAACAGGGACUGCUCAUGUUCAACAGAGGAGUGGGACCCAGUGUGCUCAGACAGCGGCAUCACCUACAUCUCUCCAUGUAUGGCUGGCUGCCUCGGCUCCAGUGGAUUUGGCAAGAAUACAGUCUUUCACAACUGCAGCUGUGUGUCCACCUCCUACCCAGCAGGCAGCAGUACAUCUGUGAAUCUGGGCCAUUGUCCUCAGUCCAAGGACUGUAGCCGAAGUUUCACUUCUUACAUGGCUGUAUCUGUUCUCAGCUCCUUUAUCAGCUCUCUGGGAGCAACACCUGGCUACAUGGUCAUCAUACGAUGCAUCUCACCAGAGCUCAAAUCCCUUGCGUUGGGUAUGCAGACCUUGGCAACUAGGUCUCUUGCUGGAAUUCCUGCACCGGUGUAUUUUGGAGCACUGAUUGAUACAACUUGCCUGAAGUGGUCGAUUAAGAAGUGUGGUGGCAGGGGGGCAUGCCGCAUUUAUGACUCUACCAUGUACAGGAUCAUCUUCCUGGGUCUGAUCACUGGUCUAAGUGGUUCUUCGUAUUUCUUCAUGAUUGGCGUCAUCAUCCUCCUUAGACGUCAGUUUCGGAAAACAGAUCCAAAAACAGAGAAGCAGCAUAAAAAAGCUUCAAAGGAAAUUGAACUUCAGAUCCCAUCAAAUCCCACUGAGGACCUGCCAAGCACUAAAACUAAAACUAAAACUUCCAAACUCACCCCUCAUGCUCCCAAAGUUUGUACAGGGAUUGCAAAAGAACUGGAGGAGGUUCGCGGAACAGAGCAGCUCUCCCAAGAUAACAGAGUCAUCUCCACCAAUAACACCCAGGAGAAGAAACAUCUCCAAUCCCUGACAGAGAUUACUGUUGAGUUUGCUCCCCCUCCCAGGGGGAAAGCAAUGAUAGAGAUGGAUGGGCAGAAGUCAGAAGAGGUGGUGAAGGAGGGAAAUGACGAGUUUUGCAGGGACGCAAAUGCUCAGGUAGAAAAAGAGAAGAUGAACUAUCAGCCAGAUAAUGAGAACAGGUUCGAGAAAGAAACAAUGCACAGCAUCGAAACUGAUGGUGUCUAAAACUAAGGUAUUCACCAGGGUGCUCUCAAGCAGAGGCCAACCAGAAUCCUUCUAGAAAUAUUAAAGUUGUAUAUAUUAAAUUGUAUUAGCCCUGAUAAGGAAAUGAGCUGUCAUUGGUGCCAUUUUCACAGCCGUAGAAAUAUAAUGCAAUGUGUGGUAUAUAAAUGGAAUAGUACUGGAUGUGCACAUUGACCAACAGUUCAAAAUUUCUUAUGCUACAUGCAUGAUGUGUAUGCAUACAUUAGUAUGCUACACAGUAGCCAUGCAACACCUAAACUGUAAAACAUUAUAGACUAAACCUCUGAGCCAAAAUGAAUGUUUUUCUUUUUGUGUCAAUAAAUAU